CUGAGUGCACGGUGAGAGGCAGAGACGGAUGGAGAGCUGACGAGGAGCCAGACGAGUGUCAACGGUGGUUCAGGAUUUUAACCACAUAGAGAGGUGCAAGGACUCCCUGUACAUGGGGACACCCCCACGCGGGUUCACCGACACCAAACUGAAGAGGAUCUGCCAACGUUACGCAGACCGACCUCGCUAUGUGACCCUGUACGACCCACAAAAGCGGAUUCCAGUUUACUCAGCGUACACCUUCAAGAAAACCGAGGGAGACAGACGUGUGGACUACCCUUGGAUGUACGAGCCACAGCUGGCAGAAGUCGAUGGGAAUGGAAACAUGCAGCCCUUCCCCACUGGCUACCUGCACAUGAAGUUCGAGGACAGCCAGGCAGUCUUGGAUGACUACUCUGACGUGGUCCUGUAUGAGAGAGGCCAUCUGAACCCGGACCAGCACCAGUCCACGCCCCACGACCGCGCCGCCACCUACACGCUGACCAACGUGGUCCCGGAGAUCCGCGAGUUCAACAUCGGGCCUUGGCGUGAGUACGAGGAGCGGAUCCGGGUCCGCCUCAACAACUUCUGCCGAGGCACGGCCUACAUCGUGACCGGAGUGACCACCAGGGGCAACAUGAUCCGCCGAAACAACCAGGACCGCGUGGCCAUCCCCGAAGACGUGUGGUCCGCUUACUGCUGCACUGAAUACGACCGCAACGCGCCGCACGAUGUACGCAUCCGCUUCCCGACCUACGGAGUCUUGGCCAAAAACGCCAAAGAGGGCAACAGCGUGCACGAGAUGCCGCUCCAGGAACUUGAGAUCUUUCUGAAAAGUAAUUUGGAUGUUGACCAGAACCUUCAGAUCUUCUACGACAACUGCAUCUCUCCCUCACCCCUCCCUCUUUACCUCCAACAUACUAUCUGAGAGCUUAAAACUCCUCUGUGUGCACGAGGUUUUUCUAAAUUCAAAAUUAUCUUGCAGCUCUGUGUGGGAGGUUAUGCAAAUUGGCUCAUUCAAUAAAAUAUCGUAA
This is a messenger RNA of Perca flavescens (yellow perch), 1013 nucleotides long. Its product is annotated as endonuclease domain-containing 1 protein. The record is from RefSeq and is a predicted model, not a curated record. Gene Ontology annotation, molecular function: nucleic acid binding; hydrolase activity; metal ion binding. Lineage: Eukaryota; Metazoa; Chordata; Actinopteri; Perciformes; Percidae. The transcript is spliced from 3 exons. Bases 113 to 907 code for a protein of 264 amino acids.